Molecule: messenger RNA, 1373 nt
Organism: Rhinichthys klamathensis goyatoka
Lineage: Eukaryota; Metazoa; Chordata; Actinopteri; Cypriniformes; Leuciscidae
Gene: mrpl19
Product: mitochondrial ribosomal protein L19
Exons: 6
Coding region: 46-897 (283 amino acids)
Biological process (GO): translation
Cellular component (GO): ribosome; mitochondrial large ribosomal subunit
Molecular function (GO): structural constituent of ribosome
Source: RefSeq, a predicted model, not a curated record
CAGAAUGCUUCUUGUACACACUCCUCUGACUGUCAGAGGUCGAACAUGGCGGCGUGCACAAGGAGGGCGAGUGAAAUGAUGGGCUUGCUACGAAUUUUAAGAAAUUUAACUCAUAACGAACGACUUUUGUCGACGUCUGUGAUGAGGCAUGCUGCGGCGUCUGAUGGACCUCCAAAAUUCACCCCUCCGACCAAACCUGUUAUCAUAGACAAAACACUGAAAGAAGCGUCUUUGCGACGGUUUUUGAGUCCAGAGUUCAUCCCUCCUCGUCAGCGCACAAACCCUGUGAAGUUUUCCGUAGAACGGAAAGACAUGGUACAGAGACGGAAAGUUCUCAACAUUCCAGAGUUUUAUGUUGGCAGCAUUUUAGCAGUGACCAUGUCUGAUCCUCACGCAAGCGGGAACCUGAAUCGCUUCGUUGGAAUCUGCACUCAGCGCUCUGGAAAAGGAUUGGGUGCUACUUUCAUACUUAGGAAUGUGGUCGAGGGCCAGGGUGUGGAGAUAUGCUAUGAGUUGUACAGUCCACGUAUGCGUAAGAUUGAAGUGUUGAAGCUGGAGAAGAGACUGGAUGACAAUCUCAUGUACUUGAGAGACGCUCUAUCUGAGUACAGCACCUUUGACUUCAACAUGCAACCUGUCCAUUAUGAGCUUACAGGAGAUGUCCCAGUCAAUCAGUUGAAAGUAAAAAUGAAGCCAAAGCCUUGGUCUAAACGCUGGGAGCGUCCCAAGUUUAACAUUCAGGGAAUCCGCUUUGACCUAUGUUUGACCCCAGAGAUGAUGGAGCAUGCUCAGAAGUGGAGAGAACCGUGGAGAGAGUACGAUAUGCUGAAGGAGUAUGACACAUCCAGCCUAGAGAAGCAGAUCUUCCAGGAGGUAGAGGAAAAUCUCAGCAAAUAAGCAGUGCAUAGAGACAACCUCCAGCCUGGACAGAGAUAAUCUUUGUGAUGGGAAAUAAGGCUGAGGUGACAACUUAAGAUGCUGAAAGGACUGGUUCUGGGGUGCCCCCCCAAAAUCAUUUCUGGAAAUACAUUUAGAUGAUUUGGGGAGAAAAAAACAUUGGAACUUUUCAUUUGUCUGUUUUAAUGGAAACAAUUUCUUUGCUAUUUAUCUUUUGUGCCAGCAGUCAGUGUGUGCGUGUGCUAAUGCAGUUUUGUAUGCAGUGAUCCUGCUGCCUCUGACCAAUAGAGGACAGCAGAGAACACUCAAAUAAAUGUAAAUUGAUAUCUGAAUAGUAAAUAAAAAAAAUCCUAAAAGAUUAUAUCCUAAUUCCAUACUUAAAUUAAUGACAUUGUGCAGAGUUGUUUCAUGUAGUCUAAUUUUGUAUUUGCUCAUAGUCUGAAAAUAAGUUAUAAUAAAUUAUACGUUAAAAUGUU